Molecule: messenger RNA, 495 nt
Organism: Varanus komodoensis (Komodo dragon)
Lineage: Eukaryota; Metazoa; Chordata; Lepidosauria; Squamata; Varanidae
Product: diencephalon/mesencephalon homeobox protein 1-B-like
Exons: 4
Coding region: 1-402 (133 amino acids)
Biological process (GO): regulation of transcription by RNA polymerase II
Molecular function (GO): DNA-binding transcription factor activity, RNA polymerase II-specific; RNA polymerase II transcription regulatory region sequence-specific DNA binding
Source: RefSeq, a predicted model, not a curated record
AUGACAGACCCCCUGUCAGAGUUCUUGCUGGAUCUGCGCCAUGGUCUCCAUCUGAAACGGCGGAGAAGCCGGACGGCGUUCACGGAACAGCAGCUGGAGGCGCUGGAGAGCACUUUUGAGUGGAACCAUUAUCCCGAUGUGGGCACCAGGGAGCGCCUGGCUGUCUUUGUCAACCUGCCCGAAGCCCGGGUUCAGGUAUGGUUCAAAAACCGCCGGGCGAAAUUCCGUAAGGGCCAGCAUGGACUGCUGAAGAAAUCCUGCCGAGCCGAUGCACCGACAGCUACUGGAGAAGGAGGAAAAGAAGGAAACGCAACUGAACCUGGCCACUCGCAGAUGGCCUGGAUAAAUCCCACACUGGCUGCCGGGUUACCUUCUUCGCCCCGGCCGCCAGAAUCCCCCUAGCCUGGCUUCGGCUUCCUUGUAUCUCCAGCAGCUGGAUCAGGUCCGGUUUCUCCUCCACAUGGAGCAUCACUACCAACUUGCAAAGCACUUGCA